Meleagris gallopavo (turkey) is the source of this 3862-nucleotide messenger RNA. RefSeq names its product methenyltetrahydrofolate synthetase domain containing (gene MTHFSD). Gene Ontology annotation, cellular component: cytoplasm. The record is from RefSeq and is a predicted model, not a curated record. Lineage: Eukaryota; Metazoa; Chordata; Aves; Galliformes; Phasianidae. Gene Ontology annotation, molecular function: RNA binding.
GGAGCGGAAGUGGGCGGGGCGAAGAGAGGAACCUCCUUUCUGCUGCGCCGCCAUGCAGGAGGGCGUGCGGCUGCGCGCGGGUGCCUCCAAGGGGGACAUCCGGGAGAAGGUGUGGGAUUACCUGGAGGCCAGCGGUCUGGCUGAGUUCCCACGGCCCGUGCAUCACCGCAUCCCUAAUUUCAAGGGGUCUCAUCAGGCUUGCUGCUCUAUUAAAGAGCUUGAUGUGUUCAACAGAGCAAGUGAGAUCAAAGUGGACCCAGACAAACCUUUGGAAGGUGUUCGGCUAGCUGCGCUGCAGGCAAGGAAAACUCUGUUGGUUCCGACACCACGCCUGAGGAGUGGGCUGUUCAAUAAGAUUGUUCCACCUCCAGGUGCAGCUAAGGAGACACUGCGGAUAUGUGCUACAUCUCAGGGCAUAAAAGAGUACAGUGUGCCUGUAGGUCUUGAUGGGAAAGCACGAGUGGACUUGGUUGUUGUAGGAUCAGUGGCUGUCUCUGAAAAAGGUUGGAGAAUUGGAAAAGGAGAAGGUUAUGCAGACAUGGAAUAUGCAAUGAUGGUGUCAAUGGGAGCAGUGACGGAGGACACACCUGUAAUUACUAUCGUGCAUGACUGCCAGGUAGUUGACAUAGCAGAAGAGCUCCUUGGUGACCACGAUUUAACUGUUGAUUAUAUACUCACACCAACAAGAACUAUCAAGACUAAUUGCAAACGACCAAAACCACGUGGAAUACUAUGGCAUAAGGUCAGCUAUGAGAUGCUGGGAAAAAUCCCCAUCCUUAAGAGUCUUCGGUACAAAGAGAAGCAGGCGGGCAAGGAUGUUACCCUCCAAGAUGAGCAGCCAGCCUUGGCAAACGCCAGCAAGUCAGCAGCGUUAAAUGAGAAGGCAAUGGCUGGAAAAACAAGACCACAGGCUUCAAUGGGCUCAGCUCAAACAGGACAACAGUUGUGGCUCUGUGUGCAACCUGUAGCAUGAGUGUGUAAGACUGCUCUGCAUCUAGCUGAUUCUCUGUAGUUAUCUUCUGGCCUCUCACUUUUUUUGAAUGCAGUUCACAAUCCAAACCACACUACUGGAAAGGUGUUAACCAGGCAGAGGUAUGUGAUUGUAAUUAGGCUCUGAGGAGAAAAGUAAUUGCUAUAAGCUUAGGCUAAUGAACUGUUCGUUUUGAAUGGACUGGAAUAAUGUUAAUGCAAUGAUAAUUUCCAAGUUGAGCAGUCAUUUUUUUGAUCCAAGUUGUUAAUAAAUAGCAAGAUCAUUUGGGCAUCAGCAAAUCAGUAGUAACUGUGCUGUGAACAAGCUCAUUUCUGUCAUCUGCUGCAAGAGCAACAACCUGCAGGAAGAAAUUAGUACAGGCAGCUGCUGAGAAGAGCCUGAAGCUACAGAAAGUUCACCGAGGUUCAGAGAACCUGCAGAGGUUUAUAGUUUGCAUGAAGGUAAGCAGUAGUCCUCUCGAAUAAGAAGGCUUGGCUUCCCCACAUUCCUGCUGUUUUAGGGUGGCCUUCUUACUUUCACAAGGGUUUUCUCCUGGCAAAUGUGGCUGAAGAACAUAACCUCUCCCCUUUGGAGAUGAAAAACCGUGGGGAGUCCUAUCUCAUCUGUGCAUUGCUAUUGGAUUCACACAGUUGAAAACAAGAAGUGAUUUUGUAGGAACUUAAGUAUUUAUAUUCUGCAAUGAAAAGGAAAAAAAAGAAGUAGCAUAACUUGCAGGAAAGCUGUUCUAUAAGCUUAUCUGUAAGAAAUUGGGUGUAUCUCAUGCUUUCUGAAAUGUGUUAUGUAUUAACACAGUUGGUAGGAGUUUGACCUUGUGCAUGCUGAAGUCUGCGUGAUUUCUGUCUUGAAGCAAGAGAAGCUGUCUUAAGAAUGAGGCUCUUACCACUGCUUAGGAAGCUGGUCUUCUUUAGCUAGUGACAUUUCAAUGCAAGAUGCUCAAUUGCUGUUUAAUUAAGCAAUUCAAGACUACCGAAGGCACACGCCUGCAUGACUUUCUGGCAUCUCCAGCUGUAUGAUGUGGAUUUUUUCUUACAGGCUGACCAAGUUCCUGCUUGGGUAGGCAGCAGAUUCUGAAGAAAGAGUGAAUGGGGCAGUUUGCAUCUCUUAGGUCUAUUGUUUCAGGCUCUCUGCAUGCUCAGGAAGGCAUCAGUUGUACAUGAGUCACUUCUGACUUUUUUCUUAAUCCACAAAACUCUGAAAUGUAAUACUUUUCAGUGAAUCCUUGGACUCUGAUCUCAUAAUGAAACUCGAGGAACUGAAGUCUGCUUAUCUUUUACUUUGGCCCAGAUCAAGACUGUGCAAGAUAUUUUACUAAUGAUCGAGCCACAGAAUCCAUGCCCUAAGGGAUUUACUGUCUGAAUUAACAAGCUUUAAAGAUGAGAACCUUUGCUAAAGCAAUAAUUCUUCAUUUUCUGCCGCUUGUAGUUGUAGCCCUGCUGCUAGCACCUGGGAUGGCUACAUAGAUCUGUCACCUCAUCUCAGGUGCCUGCCAAUGCACACAGCCCUUCCUUAUUGCAGUGACUAGUUUGGGACUUCCAAAGCUUCAGUGCUUCAACCCUGUUCUCUGUAAACACCCAGAGCAGUGGUGAAAACGUACAUCUUACCAAUUAACCCCCAUUCUCGUGCUUUACGAAGGGUUGAGGUAUCUUCAUAUUUUAAGACACUCACGCUAAAAACAUCCACAAUGAGAAAGAAGUGCCUAGAUGUUGCAUAAAAUUCUAAAAUGCCUUUGAUUAAUGGAUAGUCUGCAUUCAAUAGGAAAUGAAGUGAUCCCUAACGCAGACAGAUUUUAGCCCAUUUGCAGCAGAAGAGCCUGUGUCUCACUGCUGUGCGAUGAGAAGAAAAGUUCAGCAGUACAAUGGGAAAUACUUUACUGAGCCAACUUUGUUCAGAAGUAAUUAAAAAUGAGGUCUUUCUAUUCUCUCUGCAGCCUGAUGUCCUCACUUGUCAUGUGGUUCAAUGCAUUCUUUCCAGUUCCUUUCAUGGCACAAAACAAGUUAGGAUGUCGUUAUUGCAUGCCCCCUCUCUUCAAGGGUUCAGUGGGGAAAGAUGCUGAACAGCUCCAGAGGCUGCAGUGAGCAAACCCAGCCCAGCUUCUAUGGCAGCUGAGAGGGUGCAGAGCCUGGCAGCGACCACCCUAGGUGCUAUAUGAGCUUCCCAGAGUGCUUCUACCCCCUCCGUUUGUCCUUUUCUAUCCUCACUUGCAGGAGAGAUGCAAAGAGAGGAUGCUAUCAGAUGGAUGGAGCCCCUACCAGAUCCAUUAGGCUUGAGAACGUGGUCGAUUUGGAGGGGAUUUUCUUUUGCUGAAUGAUAUUAGUCACAGCGUGGUGUGUGGCACAGAGCACUGAGGCAACAUUGUGAUCUGCUAACAAUAAAAAUGAGGUGGCUAACUGCCACUCAGCACUGAAAACUAUACAAUCAUGAGGGUUUUCCUUCAGACAGCUAUGUCCAUGCAUUUCCUGGAACGUAGACAAGGCCACACAGCUUCAAUCCACCAAAGACAACAGUGAGUAAACAAGCCAUGUUGCUGUGUAGUCUUCUCUAAGUGACAAGAGUCAGAGAUUAUUUGUUUCCAUGGAGAGAACAAGGGAAAAAAAUAUAUAUAUAUCUCAAUGUCGGGGUGGGAAGAGAGCAAAGCCUAUGUGACACAGCCAGGUCCCCAUCCAGCCCUCCAGCACCCAUUCACAUCAGGCCCUUGUUCUCUCACAGGAAGCAGGCUUUAAGGACACAUGAUUUAGCUCAUUAUCUAUCAUCAGAGGCCAGUAAAAUAAAGGGGGUGGUUAAAUACUGGCUUCAAGUCAUGUCUUUAUUUAUUUAUUUAUUUUCUUUUAAUUUCAUCUUCCAGCACUUCAAAGAAAGAAACAAACGUGGUUU